GAAUUUGCCAGCGAGAGUGCGCGCGAAAGUUGACCGUAGCUUGUUCUUGCGUGAAGCGCAUCUUACGUCAGAGUCACUCAAAAUCCGAAAAAGCGACAGGAACGUAACUUAGAUCUUCGUCGGCGACUUGUCGCGGCCGCUGCCGUCGGGGACACGUUCCGAUCCGCAGAUGCUUUUCGAUCUGUAAGUCCGCGUGAUCUAUUAUAAGUUUUCAUAGCGAGAUCAUAGCAACAUUUUAUACGACCAACAUCCCCUUGCUCCUCCCUCUCCUUCCCGGCGCAUAAAGAUUGUUUUAAGACUUGGGACGAGACUCGUGGAUACCAAACAAUGGAUACCAAAAUUCCCGAUGGGCCACCUGGUGUUGACCUUCACCCAACAUCUAAAUGUCCGCAUGUCGUACUCGGGGUGAGUUCCACCGCGACAGCGCAAGCGCACCCCGACAACGGGGUGCAUUACCUACAGCAAGUAUUCCUGGUGAGUAUCAUACGCGCGAUUGUGAUGUGUGCAAGUACCGUGCUGCGUUUCUUCCUCAGACUAUCUCCGAAGAGUAUUCGUGACAUGCCCCGUUGCUUGACAAUUUGGACCGGUCGUAUCAGUCGACCGUGUCUUGCUGUGCAGAAUACCUGCAGUGAAUUAUGGACAAUCCCGGAAGGUGCGAUCGCGACGACGGCAGCAAACUACUUUUCCCAUGACCAGUCAAAGUACAUCUCGUUUGACGUAGUAACUCAGGUAAAAACGUACUAUUGUAACAGCAAGCCUCUUGACUAGUUUUAAAUCCGUGAGUGUAAUCG
Atta colombica is the source of this 791-nucleotide messenger RNA. RefSeq lists its product as uncharacterized. The coding region runs from base 328 to 768 and encodes 146 amino acids. NCBI's taxonomy places the organism in Eukaryota, Metazoa, Arthropoda, Insecta, Hymenoptera, Formicidae. The record is from RefSeq and is a predicted model, not a curated record. The transcript has 2 exons.